Solanum pennellii is the source of this 3610-nucleotide messenger RNA. RefSeq lists its product as uncharacterized. The record is from RefSeq and is a predicted model, not a curated record. The transcript has 6 exons. NCBI's taxonomy places the organism in Eukaryota, Viridiplantae, Streptophyta, Magnoliopsida, Solanales, Solanaceae. The coding region runs from base 251 to 3610 and encodes 1119 amino acids.
AGCUACCGCAACAGCAAAAUCUAUCGGACUGUGGGCUUUUUUUACUACAGUAUGUGGAGAGUUUUUUAGAGGAAGAUCCUGCUGGUAUCAACCCAUACAGCAUAAAGAACUAUCACAACGAAUUUGUCUGACCUCCCUUUCAAUAUUUGCUUUAUCUUGAACUGGAGUUGGAACUGGAGAGCUGCUAGAUCUUGUUUGUUUAAGGAUAAAGAAAAUUGAGGUGAUAUUGUCUGCUAAUUUUGUUUUUUCGAUGGAUAAAUCUUGGAUUAGAAUGCCAAGGACCACAAAGGAAUAUCUGGUUGGUUUGAAUCAGUUUUUGGAAUUUGCUUUUAAAAAUGGAGCUAUAGAAGAUAGAAUAAAAUGCCCGUGUCCUCAAUGUUGUUUUGGAAAAUGGCAGACUAGAGAGGUAGUAUUUGAUCAUUUGAUUUGCAAGCCAUUUCCUCAAAAUUAUGUCAUUUGGGUUAUGCAUGGGGAAACAAGUGUGUUACAAAAUUCUAAAAGCAGAGAGUUUACUCAGGAUACACUGCCUCCAAAAAAUCCUGUAGAAUUAUUGAUUAACGAAGCAUUUCAUGGCUUUAGGCAAGAGAGAUUUGAUGUAGGUCCAUCGCAAAUAGUGGCAGAAGAAGAGAUAUUAAAGGAUAUACCCACAUCAUAUGACAAAGACUUUUUUGAGUUGCUCAAAGAUGGAAGGGAAGAAUUGUAUGAAGGGUCUAAGUACUCAAAAUUAGAGUUUUUGUUAAAGUUAUAUCACAUAAAGUGUUUGUCUAGUCUAAGUGACAAAGGAAUGACUAUGAUAUUGGAUCUACUCAGGGAUGCCUUUGAAUUUGCAAAGAUCCCUGAUUCUUUUUAUGAGGCUAAGAAAACUAUCAACAAGUUAUGUCUUGAUUAUGUUAAGAUUGAUGCUUGUCCAAAUGAUUGCAUGUUGUAUUGGGGAGAUGAUGUUAAUGAGGAAACAUGCAAGCAUUGUCAUACUUCGAGAUGGAAGCUUGAUGAGAAGAAUACAAACAUUAAAGUGGUUGCUAGGGGUAAGAAGAAAAAAAAGAGACCUGCAAAAAUUUUGCGUUACUUCCCAUUAAAGCCAAGAUUACAAAGACUGUUCAUGUGCUCUAAGAUAGCAGAACAUAUGAGGUGGCAUACGGAAGGUGGUAACAAAGAUGGAAUUUUAAGGCAUCCUAGAGAUGGUGAGGCAUGGAAGAGAUUUGAUACAACUUAUCCUGAAUUUGCUUUUGAAUCUCGAAAUGUUCGAUUAGGGUUAGCUAGUGAUGGUUUCAAUCCCUUUGGAGCGAUGAGUACUAAUAAUAGCAUUUGGCCUGUAAUUUUGGUUCCAUAUAACCUACCACCUUGGUUGUGCAUGAAACAACCAAAUUCUAUUCUAUCAAUGAUCAUUCCAGGUCCACGAAUGGUGGGAAAUAACAUAGAUGUAUACUUACAACCACUUAUUAAGGAGUUGAAUGAGUUGUGGAGUGAAGGUGUACAAACUUUUGAUUCAUCAAAGAAUGAAAUGUUUAGAAUGCGGGCAGCUCUUAUGUGGACAAUUAGUGAUCUUCCGGGACUCGGUAUCUUAUCUGGUUGGAACACAUAUACCGGUUUUGCAUGUCCAUCUUGUAAUUUUGACAUGAAACCUUGUCGACUUACUCAUAGUAGAAAGUGGUGCUUUGUUGGUCAUCGUCGAUUUUUGGCAAGAAAUCAUAAGUUCAGAUUAAUGAGGAAUCAUUUUGAUGGAAUUGUAGAAAAAAGAAACCCCCCCAAAAAGUUAUCUGGAUCUGAUAUUUUGCAACAAGUGACAAAUAUUAAUGUUACAUUUGGAAGACAAGAAAAGUUGAAUGAUAAAAUAAAAAGAAAAAGAAAAAAAAAUAGACAAAGCAGUGUGGGUGAAGGUUCAACUAAACAGUGGAAGAAAAAAAGCAUAUUCUUCAAUCUUCCUUAUUGGGAAUCCAACUUGUUGCGCCAUAAUUUAGAUGUUAUGCAUAUUGAAAAAAAUGUUUUUGACAAUAUUAUUCACACUCUGUUAAAUGAUAGAGAAAAGUCAAAGGAUCACAUUGAAGCUCGAAAAGAUCUACAAGAUAUGGGUAUAAGGGAAGACCUUUGGGCAGAUGAGAAUGGUGAUUUUCGGCUUGGUGCAUUUACAAUUCCAAAGGAUAAGAAAGUGACCUUCCUUACAACUUUAAAGAAUAUCUUAAUGCCCGAUGGUUAUUCGAGUAAUAUAUCUCGUUGUAUACAUCUAGAAUCAAAGAGGAUCUUUGGAUUAAAAAGUCAUGAUUGUCACAUCAUUAUGGAACAAUUACUGCCGAUAGCAAUUCGCAAUGUGCUUCCAAAUCAAGUUGUAGCAAUUUUGGUAGAGUUCUGUUCUUUUUUUAGACACAUUUGUCUGAAAAACUUGAGCCUCAUGGACCUUGAAAAACUACAAAAACGGAUUGUUAUCACUCUUUGCCACCUAGAGAUGUUGUUCCUUCCAUCCUUUUUUACUGUAAUGGUUCAUUUAACUGUCCAUUUAGUGGACGAAGUAAUACAAGGUGGUCCAGUACAUUAUCGAUGGAUGUAUUUUGUUGAAAGAUUGUUAGGUCAUUUCAAGUCACUUAUAGGGAACAAAUCACAGGCAGAAGGAUGUAUAGCUGAAGGUCAAAAAAUUGAAGAAGCUCUAACUCUUUAUUCUCGUUAUUUUGAGGAUAUCGAAUCGAGGGUAAAUAGGCCUAAACGAGUAAAUGAUGAAACAAAUCAUGAUGAGGUUCCUGAAAGGUCAUCUAUGUUCCCUCGACAAGGUAAAGUUGUCGGAGGCUUCAUAACAUUUGCUUUGACUCAUUUGGAGAAAACUCAAGCUCAUCGAUAUGUAUUACUUAAUUGCGCUUCAGCAAAGCCAUUUAUUGAGCAACACAUUAAAAGGAGUUCAAGAGGCAGAAAACCUUCGAUAACAGAGGUAGAAAAGAGAAUUAAUAGAGAGUUUACUGAUUGGUUUCCUAAGCGGAUAAUGAAUCCAGAUAUAGAAGACACAAUCUCUGAUGAUAUAAAGUUUUUAGCACAAGGUCCAGCGCCAUAUGCAAGAAGAUUCACUGCUUAUAACAUUAAUGGGUUCAAAUUUCGAACUUUGUCAAGAGAACAAGGAUUGAAAACUCAAAAUAGUGGAGUUUUUCUUAUGUCUAACACUUCUUGCGUUGCAUCUAGUGCUGAUAGAAAUGCAAGACAAGCAGAUUUACCAUAUUAUGGGAAGUUGGAAGAUAUUAUUGAGCUUAACUAUUAUGGAAAGUUCAGGGUUGUGCUUUUCAAAUGCAAGUGGGCGGACACUACUCGAGAUAGAGGGUUUAAAAGAGAUGAUUGGAACUUUAAUUGUGUCAAUUUUUCUAAAUUGAUUCACACCGUUGAUCGUGAGGAUGAUGAUCCUUAUAUUGAAGCAUCACAAGCAAAUAUGGUUUUCUAUGUUGAUGAUGAAACAGAUAAAGAAUGGAGUGUAGCUAUACAUUUACAACCAAGAGAUGUGUUUGACAUGGGACUAGUUGAUGAAGAAGAGAUAUUUGAGAAUGAGCCCUACCAACAACAAGAAUUUGAAAAUUUUUUCGAUGUUGAUUAUGGAAAUGUCCAAAUCUCAACAGAGGAGCAUAUGUCUGAACACAUAUAG